UAAAAGAAGCGGAGGCGAGAUGGAGCUGGAUAACAGCUCACUGGACUACUUUACCAGCAACUCCACAGAAAACCCUGACACCAUUACAGCUCCACCCUGGAGUGAGGCAACAAUUCUCGGUUUCCAGAUCUCCCUCUCUGCCGUGUUAGCCCUCGUCACCUUGGCUACCGUGCUUUCAAACGCCUUCGUCAUCGCCACCAUCUAUCUGACCAGGAAGCUCCACACACCUGCCAACUUCCUGAUCGGCUCCCUGGCUGUCACAGACCUGCUGGUGUCUAUUUUAGUAAUGCCGAUCAGCAUCGUCUACACUGUCAGCAAGACGUGGUCGCUGGGGCAGAUUGUUUGUGACAUCUGGCUGUCGUCUGACAUCACCUUCUGCACGGCCUCCAUCUUGCACCUGUGUGUGAUUGCAUUGGACCGCUACUGGGCCAUCACAGACGCACUGGAGUACACAAAACGCCGCACCAUGCGCCGGGCAGCGGUCAUGGUCGGGGUAGUGUGGGUGAUCUCCAUAUCUAUUUCCAUGCCUCCACUUUUCUGGCGGCAGUCCAAAGCCCACGAGGAGCUCACAGAGUGCUUGGUGAAUACAGAUCAGAUCUCUUACACCCUAUACUCCACCUUCGGCGCCUUCUACGUCCCCACGGUGCUUCUCAUCAUCCUCUACGGACGGAUCUAUGUAGCCGCCCGCUCCCGCAUCUUUAAAACGCCGUCGUCUUCUGGGAAGCGUUUCACCACAGCACAGCUCAUCCAGACCUCUGCAGGCUCCUCUCUCUGUUCUCUAAAUUCUGCCUCCAACCAGGAAGCCCACCUACACUCUGGCAAUGUGGGAGGUGGGGGAGGAUCACCUCUGUUCAUGAAUAGCGUGAAAGUGAAGCUGGCAGACAGCGUGCUGGAGAGGAAACGCCUGUGUGCGGCUCGGGAGAGGAAAGCGACCAAGACACUGGGCAUCAUCCUGGGCGCUUUCAUUGUUUGUUGGCUCCCGUUCUUUGUGGGCACACUCGUCACGGCCAUAUGUAAAGAGUGCUGGUUUGAUCCAGUGCUUUUUGAUGUAUUUACCUGGCUGGGAUACCUGAACUCCCUCAUCAAUCCUGUUAUCUACACCGUAUUCAACGAUGAAUUCAAACAAGCUUUCCAGAAACUCAUGAAAUGCAGACGCUUCCACUGAAAAAAACUGAUUCAAACUUUUAAAGAACAGUGAGUGUGAAAGAGAAAAAGCAAACAACAUGAUAAUUAUAAUGGAAGUACUGUGUACACGUAAAUGUCCCAUCUUGUUUUUUUUUAUAUCAAACAGCUCUGUGCCAUAGCUCUUUAGAUCCCUAAAGCAUAUCAUCCAUAUAGGCUUAAUCAUGCAUGCUAUAAAAAGGAAAUCUUGAUCCCGAAGAAUGGUGGAACUCUUCUUCAAAGAUGAAGAAAGAGGAUUUCAAGACCAUUUAAAUGUCAAUGGGACACUUGUGUUAUUUUCUUUGACAAAGGCAGAGAUCAAAAACAAGGAUUGGUGUGACGGUGUGGGACGAGGAAACUCAGAAGGACUGGAUUUAAUCCAGCGGAAAUGAAAAGCCAUGAAAUAUAUGUUGUCUUAAUCUCUGUGUUAUUCUGUGUGCUGCUGCUCCCAUAACAUGUCUCUGUGGUACAGUAAAGCACUUAGAAAAGACUGCAAAACUCCAGAGAUUCAGUAUAUGUUGCCAUGUUCAUGCAAUUAUAUUUGAAAGUGGUGUGUGUAUGUAUGUGUGUGGGUGUGUGUGUACUGUAUGUGUGGGUACAGGUAGUUAAUUUACUGUAAUAUAUGCGUGUUUGAGGAAGGGAGGCUUGUCAAGUGUCUGACAUUUAUGCUUUUCCCAGUGAGGCUUGUCUCGUCGUUACAGAGACAGAAAUGGAAACAGCAUUUCCACUCUGCCUCUGAAUUUUAAGUAACAGCCAAUGCCAUAGCAACAAAUAAACCCAUUCAAAAACAUUAUGAAAUGAUGUGCUCUGCUAUGAGGACAGGGAUCAGAGUGGCGGCUUCUGAGGGCAAAUUGGAAUCUAUUUUUGCGAUUUUAUGUGUUUGGUUUAUUCAAUGUUAAUGCCUGUGUUACAGUUCAGUAAAAGAGUAUCAUUGACAGAUGGUAUAACCUCUGCAGAAGUGUUUUCAGGAUAAAAUCAUACUAUUAGCAGUUUUCCUAGCGACUCUUCUACUUACUUCCAUAUGAAAAACUGAUCAGUGCCACCGAUUGGCUAAUGAAUAACACACUGCAUAGUUAGUGCACAAGUUUAUGGCAAACAAAGAAAUGCAAACUUAAAAUGAAAUGUACAUGCCAAACA
Molecule: messenger RNA, 2298 nt
Organism: Trematomus bernacchii (emerald rockcod)
Lineage: Eukaryota; Metazoa; Chordata; Actinopteri; Perciformes; Nototheniidae
Gene: htr1d
Product: 5-hydroxytryptamine (serotonin) receptor 1D, G protein-coupled
Exons: 1
Coding region: 20-1165 (381 amino acids)
Biological process (GO): vasoconstriction; adenylate cyclase-activating adrenergic receptor signaling pathway; smooth muscle contraction
Cellular component (GO): plasma membrane
Molecular function (GO): G protein-coupled serotonin receptor activity
Source: RefSeq, a predicted model, not a curated record